GAAGUCAGUAAACCACAGCCUUCAGCAUGCUCUGCUUAGGCAGCAGUGGCUUCUCAGUGGUGCCACGGCCAUGACAUGCAUUUGACAUACCCUCUUUCAACCCAUUCAUAGACUGUUUCGCUUGCACUGCAGCAUGGACCAAAGAGAAAUUCUGCAGAAGUUUCUGGAUGGGGCCCAAACCAAGAAAAUGAACAAAGAAGAGUUUGCCAAUGAAUUUCUGAAGCUGAAAAAACAGUCUACCAAGUACAGGGCAGACAAAACCUACCCUACAACUGUGGCUGAGAGGCCCAAGAAUAUCAAGAAAAACAGAUACAAGGAUAUUUUACCCUAUGAUUACAGCCGGGUAGAGCUAUCCCUGAUAACCUCCGAUGAGGAUUCUAGCUACAUCAAUGCCAACUUCAUUAAGGGAGUUUAUGGACCCAAAGCUUAUAUUGCCACCCAGGGUCCUUUAUCUAUAACUCUCCUGGACUUCUGGAGGAUGAUUUGGGAAUACAGCGUCCUGAUCAUUGUCAUGGCGUGCAUGGAGUUUGAAAUGGGAAAGAAAAAGUGUGAGCGCUACUGGGCUGAGCCCGGAGAAACGCAGCUGCGGUUCGGUCCUUUCUCCAUAUCCUGUGAGGCCGAAAAAAGGAAAUCUGAUUAUAUAAUCAGGACUCUAAAAGUCAAAUUCAACAGUGAAACUCGAACUGUUUACCAGUUUCAUUACAAGAAUUGGCCAGAUCACGAUGUGCCUUCAUCUAUAGACCCUAUCCUUGAGCUCAUCUGGGAUGUGCGUUGUUACCAAGAAGAUGACAGCGUUCCCAUAUGCAUUCACUGCAGUGCUGGCUGUGGAAGGACUGGUGUUAUUUGUGCUAUUGAUUAUACAUGGAUGUUGCUAAAAGAUGGGAUAAUUCCGGAGAACUUCAGUAUUUUUAGUUUGAUCCAGGAAAUGCGAACCCAGAGACCGUCUUUAGUCCAAACGCAGGAACAGUAUGAACUGGUCUACAAUGCUGUAUUAGAACUAUUUAAGAGACAGAUGGAUGUUAUCAGAGAUAACCACUCUGGAACAGAGAGUCGAGCAAAGUCUUCAAUUCCUGAGCAAAAUUGUCCUCUACAAGCAGACUCUUAUUUUCCUCAUUUACCAAAAAGCACCGUGAAAGAAGAAAACAUAAUGAACCAACGGAGCAAGCAAAGGACAACAGUGGAAAAUGCAGAUGCUGCUUCCUUGGACUUUAGGACUCAUGGAAUAAAUGCAAAGGAAGGGCUAGUUUUGUGCCCUGCUAAAUCGAGCACUUCUUUUGACUUUUUGGAGCUAAAUUACGGUUGCAACAAAAAUGCUGAUACAACCGAAAAAUGGCAGACAGGGGCAUUUCCAAUAGUUGGGGAACCUCUUCAGAAGCAUCGAAGUUUGGAUUUGAGCUCUAUUUCGUUUGGGACAUGUAGUCAUUCUAAACCUGGAAAUGCAGUAGGAAGAUACUUUCAUUCAAAGGGGCCGAUAAUACGGACAAAAUCGACUCCUUUUGAAUUGAUACAGCAGAGAGAAACCAAGGAGAAACCAAACAUCAAGGAAAAUGUUUCUUAUUUGGAAUCUCAACCAUGUGAUACUUGUCUUAUGGAGUUGCAGGCUCAAAAAGUGACGCAUGUUUCUUCAGCAGAACUGAAUGAUUCACUGCCGAAUGAUUCUACACACCAAAUGUGUAACACCUCUACUGUAAAGCAAGAACCUAGUGGUUUUAGUGCAUAUUCUUACACGUCUUUAGCAAAAGACCCUUAUUUUUCAUCACUGCCUCCAAGCAGCACCGGUUCUAAGAUGUCUCUUGAUGUACCUGAGAAGCAAGAUGGAACUGUUUUUCCUUGUCCUUUGUUGCCAAAAUCCUCCACAACCCUGCUUUCUUACUGCAGUUUAAAAGAUUCCUUAGCACCAAAUCCUCCAACCAAAGUUCUCACACCACUGAGCCAAGAGGUGGCUAUAGUGGCAGCUGCUCCAAGGAUAGAUGAUGAAAUUCCACCUCCCCUUCCUGAACGGACGCCAGAAUCAUUUAUUGUGGUAGAGGAAGCUGGAGACUUCUCACCAAGUGUUCCCAAAUCCUUAUCCUCAGCUGUGAAGGUAAAAAUUGGAACAUCACUGGAAUGGAGUGGAACAUCUGAACCAAAGAAUUUUGAUGACUCCAUAAGACUUAGACCAAGCAAGAGUGUAAAACUCCGGAGUCCCAAAUCAGAUCUACAUCAAGAUCGUUCUUCUUCCCCUCCACCUCCACUCCCAGAAAGAACUCUAGAGUCCUUCUUUCUUGCUGAUGAAGACUGUAUGCAGGCUCAAUCCAUAGAAACGUUUUCUACUAGCUGUCCUGACACCAUGGAAAAUUCAACAUCUUCAAAACAGACAUUAAAGACUCCUGGAAAAAGUUUCACAAGGAGUAAGAGUUUGAAAAUUUUGAGAAACAUGAAAAAGAGUAUCUGUAAUUCCUCCUCACCAAGCAAGCCUGCAGAAUCAGAUCUGUCAAAUAACUCCAGCUCCUUUCUGAAUUUUGGUUUUGCAAACCGCUUUCCAAAACCUAAAGGACCAAGGAACCCACCACCAACUUGGAAAAUUUAAUAAAACUCUGGAUUUACGGCUUCAAGUGCAUUUGCAAAUAAAACUACCAGAAUAUUCCUAGUUAAAAUAAGUGCUUUAUAUUAAUAAUAUCAACAAUGAGGACAUGCUAAUGUAUUAAUAGCUUUUACAAGAAAGGCAGUAUACAAAGAAGUGCCAGCAGUUUUGCAUUUUUGUGUCAUCUACAUGGGGUUGGAGGCGGCAAAUAAAAGUUUGUCACUUGGAUUACGUAGAAAAUGCUGCGUGAAAAACACUGUUUUAGAAUGAAUUUAUUUUUCAUUUUUGGAUGUUAAUUUUAUUUUACUUUUCUACAUAAAUAUAAACUUUAAAAGGUUUGCAAGAUUUGAAUCUCAAAUUUCUUCAUUGUCAGAAUCUACUAGAGUUAAAACAAAACAAAACAAAACACACACCUUGUGGUUACAAUACAAAAUUAUUGUGACGACUACUUCCUAGGAGUUAUUUUUGCCUCAGUGAAGUAGAGUUUGCACACCUUCCCAAAGGUUGUGGGAAAUCAUAAUAGUAAGAAAAUGAGAAAUUACAUACUUAAUAGUAAGAAAAUG
Carlito syrichta (Philippine tarsier) is the source of this 3126-nucleotide messenger RNA. It is a transcript of the gene PTPN22, whose product is annotated as protein tyrosine phosphatase, non-receptor type 22. Bases 134 to 2569 code for a protein of 811 amino acids. The transcript has 21 exons. The record is from RefSeq and is a predicted model, not a curated record. Gene Ontology annotation, molecular function: non-membrane spanning protein tyrosine phosphatase activity. Gene Ontology annotation, cellular component: cytoplasm; nucleus. Gene Ontology annotation, biological process: positive regulation of CD8-positive, alpha-beta T cell proliferation; positive regulation of ERK1 and ERK2 cascade; negative regulation of p38MAPK cascade. NCBI's taxonomy places the organism in Eukaryota, Metazoa, Chordata, Mammalia, Primates, Tarsiidae.